AUGCCCGGAGACCAGGCGCCACUUGCGGCGCACCCGCACCAGCUCGGGACCGCUACCGGUGGACCGGGUGCAGAUUUUGCGACUUUGCUGCGCGACACACUUGUGGCUCCGUUUCUGGACAAAGUCGAGGAGGUGCAGGGGGACGGUCUUCUGUAUUUCGUUUUGGCCGAUAUCGGAAUCGGCGGCCACGGCUACGUCUUUCCCAUCGACAGAUACAGCGUCACGCGAGGGGCGUCUGGCGCUUUGGUUCGCAGGCCGGCAGGACGUGUGUACUCGGUUUGGUUUUUCCGCGGCGACGGGGAUCUCAAUGGUGGGGAUUCGCCCACGUUGCAGCAGCUGCAGGCCAAGUGGGAAAGGGAGACGGACAACGAGCCAGAUCACGUUCUCCUUGGACCAUUCCGGGCGCGCUUCGACUCACUGGAGAAUGUGCAGCGCUUCAUCGAGAACUGUAUCGUCAACAUGAUUAGGGAGCGCGCGUACAGGGGAGGAGAAGAGCAACCUGAGGGCAUCACGAAGUUCGAUGAGAUGCCGUUGGGACUGUUUGUUGUGGACCGCCGAACCCCCGAGAACCACGUGGCGCUGUUGGCCGGGCCAAGCGCCUACCGCAUGCCCGUUCUCGGUGAGCUUGCUGGGUUUUUAAAACUCAUGGAUGGCUACCAGUCACCACCGCCAGACGGGUUGUAGCAUCAAUGCUGCCAGAACUGUGGUAGUGGUGCUCUGUGCCCACACAGCUCGUCCUCGUGCUCGCGGGAUCUCCUGGUUGGAGUAAAAAGACCCGAUUCUCAUUUCCGGCGCAUGUUGAUCUUUGUGGUUCCACGCCCUGCAGUCCUCGAGGGGUCAUCUUGAUAUGAAGCCAUUAUGUCCUGGUUUGGACUCGUCCCACCUCGCAGAAAACACAACGAUUUGAGCUUGUAGAUUUGAGCUUGUAGAUGUGGGUUGGUGGCUGAACAAAGACAAAAGACGAACCAACUCCAAGUGCUGGGCUCCCCAAGCUUCCUCUUGGAAGUAGAGAU
Molecule: messenger RNA, 1013 nt
Organism: Amoebophrya sp. A120
Lineage: Eukaryota; Dinophyceae; Syndiniales; Amoebophryaceae
Source: the annotation of a GenBank genome assembly